Molecule: messenger RNA, 1333 nt
Organism: Equus caballus (horse)
Lineage: Eukaryota; Metazoa; Chordata; Mammalia; Perissodactyla; Equidae
Source: RefSeq, a predicted model, not a curated record
CAGGUUAAGUUUUGAGAGCCUGUGUUUGAAUCAAGUGACAGCUACAGAACAGCCGGCAGAUAUGUUUAAGAAAAUUGUAUAAAUAAAUCUAAGAUUCUGAAUAGACUUGGAGGUUAGACAGACAAGGAAGUUAAAAAAUAUGGCAAGGUGAAGGAAUUGUUUUAAUGGACCCUGGUUAAUGAGUAACAUUUUGGCGGGAAAGGCAAAAGACCUGAUAAACUUUUCCUUUCAGUGCUGGAGUUUAGUUAGAAAAAGAAAUACUCCAGUAUUAGUGAAGAUUUUUGUCAUCAAAUUUCAUGGGCUUUCCACUCCAUCCCAUUCUCCAGCUGCUCAUGCUUCCCAUCUGGGUACAAGGAUUAGAUUCUCCACAUAGGAUAAAGCACAAAAAUAAUCAGACAGCUGUAUUGGGAGAAAAUGUGACAAUUUUCUGCAAUUUAACAACUCCAGCAGAUGUUGUGCAAAUUACCUGGCAGAAGAUCCAAGAUUCUUUGCCACAAAAUAUUGGCACAUAUAGCAGUAGAUACGGAGAAAAGAUUCUUCCACCAUAUAUAAAUCGGCUGCACUGCAAGGCCAUCGAACCCAAUUCCUCAUUCAUAACUAUUCGUGAAGUGACAUUUGAAGAUGAAGCCUGCUACAAAUGUCUAUUUAAUGUGUUCCCACAUGGCAGCCAUGGAGGACAAACCUGCCUUAACAUUAUAACUGUAUCUGAAUUAAGAACUGAACUCCAGCCCAAUCUUGACUGUGAAAAUUUUCUUCGAUUUAUUUAUUCAGCUGUGGGAAAACCUGCUCCUCAAAUAUCUCUUUCCCCGUCACAAGUCUUGAUUAAUCCGCCAGAGGAAUACCUUGCUCAGAACCCAAAUGGCACGGCGACUAUCUCUAAAACGUACAACAUCUCCUUAGAGACUGUGAGGUCCCUGAGACUCCAUCACCUGAUUGUGCACAUGGACCAUCCUCUAAGGAAGGAAGAGAAGAUUGUUCCUCUGUCAGUCAAAUGAGAAUGUACUUCUGGUUCUUCUUAUGCUUGGCUGCCUAUAGUUGGUGUCUUCAUAAUUUUUCUCUGUAUUUCACUUAUUGUUCUCUUUAUUGUUUGGAGAAAGAAAAAGUCAGUGAAUGUGCGUGAAACCAGACCCCAGCUGCCACAGCCUGAGGUGGAGAACUUGAGCUGCUUUCUUCCUGCACACAGAGCCAAGAACCCUGGAACUUGUUAAAAUAAGAAGAAUCCUCAUCAUCAACGCAAGCGAAGGAAAUUCCUCACAGUAAAGAAAAAAAAGGUCACAUCAUGAAAGGACGGAUCAUUGACUGCUUGAAUAUAAUUUGUUUCUGGAUAAAAACA